AUUGUAUGAUGUGCGAACAAUAAGUUAUGCGUUACUCUAAUGGGUGUAUUAGGGUUACAACUGGCAACAACGCUAGUGGCUGCAAGUGUUCUGUCGAAAGUCAUUUCUUUCUUCUCGUUUACACGUUUCUUAAUUACGGGUCUCACGCGAUACGCCGUACCAACAGAUCAACAACUUCUAGAAGCUAGUGGGAAUUGUAAAGUAAAGAUCAAAGGAAAAAGAAAGAGAAAUGACUUACUUUCUGGAUCCCCCAAUGGAACAACUUGUCACUCUGAUACUUUCUAUUUUCCCCGCUCCACAACCAUUCAUUUGAAGCAAUCACAUGUAUCUACUUCUGAUAUAGCCAUUUUACCAUUAUAUUCUAGUCACCAAUGGCUAGUCGACUUCACCGUUUGUGCUUCUUGUGUAUAUUUAAUUAACGAAGUAGCCUAUAAUUGUAUCAUCCCAUGGUAUGAGGGUUUUGACCGAAAUCAAACAAAACUGUCACGUGCCAAUACAAAACAAGAUUCUUCUUAUCCCGUAUCUCUCAAUGUACGUAUCAAUUUAAGUCUAGUUUGGAUGACUUUAAGCCUUUGGUUCACCAUUCGCACUCUCGUUUCCUUAACAGCAAUAUACUUUCAAUCUAAAAAUAAUGCCACAAAAAUCGAAUCUCGAUCUUCUAAAUUCACUACAAAUACAGCACUUACAAACAUACCUUCAAGUGAAUGCAUACUCAUCCUUGCAGCUGGCUUUUUCUUCCUCGUUGCUGCAACUUUAAUUCUUUCCCUUGAUGGAACGUUGGUUGACUUUGGUCUUCAAGCUGCUUACGGGAAUUUGACUUUUGGAGAAUUCUCAUCUUCUAAAUCUCCAAUUAUUAGUUGGGGUGCAUUUAAUUUUAUUCUAGCUGUUAUAGCCUGUAUAAUUGGUUCACUGUUUGUUUAUCCAGGAAUAAAAUUUGGGAAGAUAUACUUAGACACAGUUAAACAAUGUCCAAUGUCAGUAAUCAAACGUAUCAUAGUACAUCUGAAUUUCAUUUGUCCAAUAGUUCCUAUUUUACUUUGGCUUAUUCCAAUCACUGAUCAUAUUUCUAAUUCAUUGAUUACGCUCACGCAUAGUAAUUCAUUGACUGGAAAACCUUUUCUCAUCAUAAUUAUCAACUUUAUGUCUAAUCUAUUCAUGAAACAUUUGGAUAGUAUUCGACUAAUUGUAUCUUUGGCAGUUGUACUCUUUCGUCUUUCCACUGUUCGUUGGACAUUACAAGCUUAUUUAAAUUCUGCCCAAGAUAAACUGGAUAAAUUUACCCAUGAAGCAGGACAAACUUCAAAUAAAGAAGUACAACGAUUAGUUGCAAGUAUAUUUUAUUGUUUAAACCUAGUCGCUUUACAGUAUAUUUCACCUUGUUUUCUUUUCUUAUGUCUUUUAUGCUUAUAUAAAAAUUUAUCAGGUCUAUCAUGGUUACCUUAUGAUUAUCAUCAACAACAAUAUCUAUAUUCUUCUGAUACAUUAAAUGUUUUACCAUCUUUUGUAUCGAAUAUUCAAAAUAAUUUUACUAAUUAUUUUUUAAUUGAUUUCAUGAAUCAAAAUAAUUUUACUUCAUGGUCAACUGUAUUUAUGCAAGCUAGAUAUAUCUUUAGUCAAAUUAUGGAUCAUUUCUUAUUUCAUGGAAUGAUUAUUUCACGUGGUAUAUUUGGAUUUUUAGUAUGGUGGACGAUAACUAGUUGGCAGUUGAUGUGCUUUUUAGGUUUAGCUUAUCAUCGAUUUGCAAAUGAAUAAGAACUACAGUGAAAUUAGACUUAUUCUCUGUCAAAUUAAGUGAAAUAUCUUUUAUUUUUCUUUUGUAAUUUAGACCAAUUUAUCAACUUUACUUCUUAUACUGUAAUUUAAUUUUAGUAUUAUUAUUCUUACAUUUAAUGAUAGUGAUGAUGGUAUUUGUACCUUUUUAGCAUUUGUUUCCAAUAAAACCAACAAACAUACCCCUCC
Schistosoma curassoni is the source of this 1959-nucleotide messenger RNA. NCBI's taxonomy places the organism in Eukaryota, Metazoa, Platyhelminthes, Trematoda, Strigeidida, Schistosomatidae. The record is from the annotation of a GenBank genome assembly.